AUGGCAUCCAAGCGAAAAGUGGCAGCGAUGGCUGCCACGCUGGAGGAGCCUGUCGAUCCCUCUGACGAACUCAUGUUCCUGUGUCUAGGUGGCGGAAACGAGGUUGGCCGGUCCUGUCAUAUCAUACAGUACAAGGGGAAAACGGUCAUGCUCGAUGCCGGCCAGCACCCAGCCUAUGACGGGCUUGCCUCCCUUCCAUUUUUUGAUGAUUUCGAUCUGAGUACCGUCGAUGUCCUUCUCAUUAGCCAUUUCCACGUCGACCACGCUGCCUCCUUGCCCUACGUCCUGGCCAAGACAAACUUCCGGGGACGUGUUUUUAUGACACACCCGACCAAAGCUAUCUACAAGUGGCUCAUUCAGGACAGCGUUCGUGUCGGCAACACAUCCUCAAAUCCGACGUCACAACCGGUCUAUACGGAGCAAGACCAUCUGAGCACAUUCCGCCAGAUCGAAGCCAUUGAUUACCACACAACCCACACUGUCUCGUCUAUCCGCAUUACACCAUACCCGGCCGGCCAUGUGCUUGGGGCUGCAAUGUUUCUCAUCGAGAUUGCCGGCCUCAAAAUCAUGUUCACGGGCGACUACUCCCGCGAGCUGGAUCGGCAUCUGGUGUCGGCUACGGUGCCCAAGGGUGUCAAGGUCGAUGUUCUCAUUACCGAGUCUACCUACGGAAUUGCUUCUCAUGUCCCCCGCCUAGAGCGCGAACAGGCGCUCAUGAAGUCCAUUACCGGAAUCUUGAACCGAGGUGGCCGUGUAUUGAUGCCGGUGUUCGCUCUUGGGCGUGCACAGGAAUUGCUGUUGAUCUUGGAUGAGUAUUGGAGCAAGCAUUCUGACUUCCAGAACUAUCCCAUCUACUAUGCCAGCAAUCUGGCCAAGAAAUGUAUGGUUGUAUAUCAAACAUACACGGGCGCAAUGAACGACAACAUCAAGAGGCUCUACGCAGAGCGUGCCAAAGAGGCCGAGGCGACCGGCAACAGCGCUGGCGGUGGCGGUCCCUGGGACUUCCGCUUUAUUCGGUCGCUCAAGAACUUGGACCGCUUCGAGGAUAUUGGCGGCUGUGUCAUGCUGGCAAGUCCAGGUAUGCUGCAGAACGGCGUCAGUCGCGAGCUUUUGGAACGGUGGGCUCCCAGCGACAAAAAUGGCGUCAUCAUCACCGGUUACAGUGUUGAGGGCACCAUGGCAAAGCAGAUCAUGCAGGAACCAGACCACAUUCAGGCGGUCAUGUCCCGGAGCUUAGCUGGUGGCGGCCGACGGGCACCGGGAGCGGACUCGGAAAAGGUCAUGAUUCCUCGCCGGUGUAGCGUGCAAGAGUUCUCUUUUGCCGCCCACGUGGACGGGACGGAGAACCGAGAGUUCAUCGAGGAGGUCAAUGCUCCGGCAGUGAUUCUGGUUCAUGGAGAGCAGCACAAUAUGAUGCGUCUCAAGUCUAAGCUUCUGUCCUUGAAUGCCGGCAAGGUGGACAAGGACAAGAUGAAAGUCUACAGCCCGAGGAAUUGCGAAGAGCUUCGUAUACCCUUCAAGACCGAUAAGAUUGCCAAGGUCGUGGGAAAGCUGGCUUCAGUGACGCUCCCGACACAACUUCUCCAAGAUCAGCAAGAGCACCAAACGGCUGGGCCGAUAUUAACAGGAGUAUUGGUGCAGAAUGACUUUAAGCUGUCGCUCAUGGCGCCUGAGGACCUACACGAAUAUGCUGGUCUGACGACUACGACAAUCAUCUGCCGGCAGAGGCUGACUCUCAGCGCAGCUGGCAUUGACCUGAUCCGAUGGGCACUCGAGGGCACAUUCGGCACCAUCGAAGAGCUGCCAGAGAUGCGCCGAAAGCGGCCCUCCAACGGAAAGAGCAAGAAGAACGAUGCUGCCAAUGGCACAAGCAACGGCGAUGUGCUAACUAAAGAGACACACGGCAACGGGGAGGUCGAGGCGAAGGACGAAGAAAUGUACGAUGAGGAUGAGGAAGAAGAAGAAGAAGAGGCUGACGAGGAAAUCAAUAAUUUGGUGGCUGCCUACUUGGUCAUGGGCUGCGUCUCGGUGCGGUACUACACCAACGGCGAGAUUGAGUUGGAAUGGGAAGGCAAUCUGCUGAACGAUGGCAUUGCCGAUGCCGUGAUGGCUGUUUUGUUCUCUGUUGAGAGCAGUCCCGCUGCUGUCAAACAAUCUGGCAAAAACGGCCAUUCCCAUCACCAUCACGAACUACCUCUGCGCAAUCUGCACGCAAACAUCACCGCAGAGGAGCAGUUUAGCCGUCUGUGCAUGUUUCUAGAAGCCCAGUUCGGUGCCGACAAUGUGGCGCCGAUUGCCGAGCCCCGACUGCCUGUAGCCAAGGAGGUUGACGACAAGGAGAUGGUGGACGAAGAGGAAGAAGCACGCAAAAGGCAAGAACAAGUCAGCCGUGAGCUGGAUCGCCUACACAAGUCUGGGAUUCCUGUGCCGGGCAUUUUGGUCAAAGUGGACAAGAUGGAUGCCAAGGUCUGGUUAGACGACUUGGAGAUUGAGUGCACCCAUCGGGUGUUUGCCGAUCGCGUGAGGGCGGUCGUAGAACGGGCAGUAGAAGUGACAGCUCCUCUUUGGCGAUGA
This is a messenger RNA of Grosmannia clavigera kw1407, 2574 nucleotides long. Its product is annotated as cleavage and polyadenylation specificity factor subunit. Lineage: Eukaryota; Fungi; Ascomycota; Sordariomycetes; Ophiostomatales; Ophiostomataceae. Gene Ontology annotation, biological process: mRNA 3'-end processing by stem-loop binding and cleavage. Gene Ontology annotation, molecular function: RNA endonuclease activity; RNA binding; 5'-3' exonuclease activity. The coding region runs from base 1 to 2574 and encodes 857 amino acids. The transcript is spliced from 5 exons. Gene Ontology annotation, cellular component: mRNA cleavage and polyadenylation specificity factor complex. The record is from RefSeq and is a predicted model, not a curated record.